This is a messenger RNA of Calidris pugnax (ruff), 3012 nucleotides long. RefSeq names its product dynein, axonemal, assembly factor 2 (gene DNAAF2). Gene Ontology annotation, biological process: axonemal dynein complex assembly. Gene Ontology annotation, cellular component: cytoplasm. The coding region runs from base 1 to 2391 and encodes 796 amino acids. The record is from RefSeq and is a predicted model, not a curated record. The transcript has 6 exons. NCBI's taxonomy places the organism in Eukaryota, Metazoa, Chordata, Aves, Charadriiformes, Scolopacidae.
AUGGCCAUGGCUUGUGGGGAGGAGGACAGCAGAGCCAUGGGGGUGUGUGUGGAAGCCGGCAACUGGCCGGAGGGGGUCCGGCGCCGCCAUCUUGUUUACGAUCACCAUAGCAACCAGCACGCCCGGGCCGGAGCCGCCAUCUUGUUUGGCGUUUCCACAGCAACGAGAGCGGGCCGGCCGGGCCGGCCUGGAGCCAUGGCGGGCGCGGGGCGGCUGGAGGAGCUGGAGCUCAGCGCCGAAGAGGCGGAGCGGCUCCAACAGGCCUUCCGCGACGAGCAAUUCCGGGCGCUCUUCGCCGAAUACGCGGCGGAGCUGGCCGACCCGGAGCAGCGCAAGUUGUACGAGGAGGAGGUGGCGGCCCUGGAGCGGGAACGCGGCAUGGAGGUGCGCUUCGUCCACCCCGAGGCGGGCUACGUCCUGCGCACCAGCCAGGCCGCCCCCCGCCGCUGCUACCUCAACGUCUGCAGCAACCCUCAGAUCGGGGUCCCGCAAGCCCGCCCGGAGCCCGGCGGCCACCGCUGGGCCUUGCCUUACAGCCUGGCGCCGGGCCGGGAAGAGCUGGGCCGUGGCGGCCGCCGCCGCUUGGUCUACGAUGUGGUUUUCCACCCGGCGGCCCUCCGCCUGGCCGCCCGCAGCUCCCGCUUCCGCCGCCUGCUCAGCGACACGGCGCUGGAUGCGGUGGAGCGCCAUUGCGGCGUCCAGCUCGACCGCGCCAACGCCACCGUCCUCCGCGGCACCAAGUACAAGGGCGUCCCGCAGGCCCCCGUUAUCCGCACCCCGCUGCCCGGCGGUCCCCCGCCGCCGCCCGACGACAACGACUCCCCGCUCCCGCCCUUCCCCUUCCCUCCCGCCGCCCCACCGCCGCCGCCACCGCCUCCCGCCGCCGCCGCCUCCUCGGCGGCCCGGCCCGCCGGUCCCACCACCCCGCGCUGGAGCAUCCGCCACCGCUCCUACGUGGACCUGCAGGACUAUCGGUGCUGCCGCGACUCGGCGCCCAGCCCGGUGCCCCGGGAGCUGGUGGUGACGGUGGAGCUGCCGCUGCUGAGCUCCGCCGCCCAGGCCGCCCUGGAGAUCCGCGGCCGGGAGCUGCGCCUGGACUCGCAGCGCCCCGCCUACCGCCUGCGCCUCCGCCUCCCCUACGACGUGGACGAGAACGGCGGGCGGGCCGCCUUCAACAAGGCCCAGCGGCAGCUCCUGGUCACGCUGCCCGUGGUGCCGCCGCCUGCCCCGCAGGAACCGCCGGGCCCGGCCGAGGAGCGGCUGCUGGAGGAGGGGGAGGAGGAGGAGGCCGAGCCCGGCGCGGAGGGGGCGGCUGAGGCGGGCGGUGGAGCCGCUUCCCCGACUCCGAGCGCCGACCCCGAGCCCUCCGUGCCCGGCGGCCUCGGUUCAGCUCCGUGCCCUCCCCCUCGAGGGAACAGCCCCGACGAGAUGGUGGUUCCCCGGGGCUCCGACAGCCCCGAGGCCGCCGUGUGUCCUCCCUUCCAGUGCCGGCAGGAUGAGGCCUCCCUCACCCUGCUCCUCCAUGUGCCCGGCAUCCUGCCCCACAGCCUCAGCGGGGCCGUGGGCACGAGUCACUACAGCCUCCGCUUCUCCAGUGACACUGGCACCUAUGCCCUCUUCUUACAGUUUCCUCCCGCCAACAGGCUGGUGUCCCCUGAGACCAGCGUUAGCGUGUCUGCCCACAACGCUGCCAUCGGGCUCGCCAAGGCCCCCGGCUGCACGGGGCCCUGGGAGAAGUUCUGCUUCGGCCUUGACGCCUCCGCUCUGCAGGAGAGAUUGUUUGUCAGUGAAGAAAACGUUGAUGGAUUUCUAGGCACUGUUUUAUGCCCUUCCUUUUGCUCCCAGUCAGCACCGGAAAGUCAGCCAUUAAUUGAAGUGCUUGAUGUUACUGAGGACAGAAUUCAAAUCAGGUUGAAGCCGCAGGAAGCAGCCCCUUCGGGAGGGGAUGGUGGAGAAGAAACGCCCGGCAGCUCAGGAGAGGACCUCGCUGAGAAGACAAACGGUGACCACCCCCAAAUGAAGGCCGAAACAAACGGUGCCGUGGCUGACACAGCUGAAAGAGAACACGCUACAGAAACCAACAAAACUUCCACAUCCUCUGCAACAGCCCAAACAAUACAAGUAGGUUGUAGUUCACACCAUUGUUCGCAGCCUGAACCUUCCGACGCCGCUUCAGCGAUUCCUGGUGAGGGCAGGGGAGAGGAGCUGGAUUCAGAAAGCGCUGUGGCAGCAGGAGAGGGGGGAGAGGGGCCGGGGGGGGACGAGGGCAGAGCGGCCUCCCCGGUUCUCCGAGAGGUGAACAGCCGGGACGGGAGCGUGCGCAUCGUCAGGGAUCACGUAACGCGCUGCCCCCUCGCCUUUCAGAGUUCUUUGCUGUAUGAAUUGGACUAGUUUGAAUUAUUUGAGGAUUUCCUUCUGUUGUUUGACGCUCACUGUGACUCUCACGUGGUUGAUGGCUUCAGGGCUAAGAGCAGGGUUCCUGCUGAAACUCUCCUGUUUACACGACAACUUAAAAUACUUAGAUUUCUAAUAAAUUUUGAAGUUAACAAGCCUGAGUUUUCUGAUCCCAUCUGUGGGCUCAAACAGUUUUACUCACAAAAAAGAUGCUGUUGAAGGUGAAUCUGAGCUGGGAGAGGAAAACACAUCUUUAUUGUUUACACGACUGUUAGUCUCUUGCUCCGUUACAGGGAAUAUUUGUAUAUAUCCUUUUUUUUCUACCGGCUCCCUCGGGAAUUGCUGUGUUUAGCCCACCUAGAAAUGAGCAGCAUUCAUCAUUUUUUCAAACCUUUCAUUUUGUGCUAACUGCGGGAUUAGACUUGCACUGAUUUUCAGCAAUCAAAUGAAAUUUCUAAUUACAGGGAGAACUCCUAAUUAGUCUCCUAGAAAUAAUCAACAUGUAUACCAUGCAUUCCAUCCUGCCACGGUACUUCAGAGCGCGGCGCCCAGCCGUACCCCGCUCUGCCAACCCAACAAAUUCAAUUGUGCAAUAAAAACAUCCGUGUCUGCUCCCGA